AUGAAUCCCGCAAAUUUUCCCAAUGUUGGUGGUGCCAAUGCACGUGGGCAGAUGCAAGCUCCACAGAAUAAUCAAGUGAUGAUGAACUUUGUUGCCCAGGCGCUGCAGUCUCAAGGGCCCUUCAGCGGAUGGAGAGCAGAAGUCCCUGUGAAGGAUCGGGCCGUGAAGGUAUAUCAAAUGCUCACUUCUCUUCGUUUGAUCCAACCUCGUGUCGAUCUCCAGAGCGCAGCCCAAGCGGCCUUGAGUUUCGAGCAAAAAGCUUUCAAGGAAGCCAGAGAGAAGGUUGAUUACGAUAAGGAGUGCAACGAAAAGCUUAUACAUAUUCGAGACACGCGUGCCAGACAGGCUGCCGUCAUGCAAAACGGGAUCAUGCCGCAGGCAGGCCAAGGCUCCGGAAUGCCUGGGGUCGGCCAGUCCCAAUUCCCCCAACAAAUGAACCGUCCUGCGGUACAAGCAUCCCCGAUGUCCGGUCAGCAACAGAUGGCAAUGAACAUGGGCGAUCCCAACCAGCAAGCGGCAAUGCAGUCCCGCCAACAACCCCAACAACCUCAGCAGCCGCAGCAAACGCAACCGCAACAGCCGCAGCCGCAGCCGCAACAAGCUAUGCUUCAGCAACAGCAGCAGCAACAGCAGCGGGCACAGCAAAGACCCAACGGGACUACGUCCCUCACAGAUGAUCUAAACACACUGUCGGCCCAAGAGUAUGACCACGUGUGCCGAAUAGCGAAUCAGAUUCUGUCCAAGACGUCUCCCGAGGACAUCGAGAAGAUCAAGAUGAAUCUGCAAAAUAUGACCUCCGAGCAAAAACAAUAUCUCAACAGGAAGAAUAUGGACCCCAUAACCUACUUCUUUCGCUCACAGGCCCUGACCUACUUGAGGCGACAUAAACGGGCUCGCUUGGAACUUAAUCGUAACCCGAACGCUGGGGCAGACCCUAAUACAGUGAUGAAUGACCAGAUAAUGAAUCCCCAACAACGUCAAUUAUUCCAAAAUAUGAUGAACCUUCAGCGGAAUUCGGCGUUUCCAAUGGCGAAUCAGCAACAUCAUGAUCAAUCAUCGUUCAUGGGCAAUGUGGAAAACAUCCAAGGCCAACAAGCCGAUGGGUUACGCUCGCAGGAAGCGGGCCAGCUUGUUGUCCCAGCCAGUUCCUCGCAGAUGAAUCAGCAGCCUUUCAACCCUCAGAAUAUGUUUCAGGUUGGGCAGCAGCUCGGUCAGGGCGGCCAAGCCAGCAUGAAUGGCGCCGGAAUGAGCCCCCAGUUUUUUGCACAGCAGCAACUGCAAAAUGCUCAGGCUGUCCAACAAGAUAGAACGCAACCAGCAAACCAGUUCCAGGCUCAGUCGCAGGCGCAAACGCAGGCGCAAGCUCGUGCACAAGCGGCCCAGAAAGCGCAGAUGGCUAUUUCACAAGCUGGCCAAGCCAGUUCACAUUUACAACAGCAGAUGGCACAGCAGAAUUCCGCCAUGCCCAUGUUGAAUCGACCCAUGGCCCCUGGCCAGAUGUCUCCAGCGCAGGUGGCUGCGCAGGUGCGGCCUCCAUCGCGUCCCCCAGGUCUCGGCCAACAGCCGGGCUUGGGAGGACAGCCAACGAUGCAGGCCCUACCUCAAAUCCCGUCCGGUCUUCCGCCAGCGGUUCAAGAGCAGUUAGCCCAGAUGAAUCCAGAACAAUUGAGCGUAUUCUUGAACCAGCAACGUCGUGCUCUAGCGAAUAACCAAGCUUUGGCGAGAGCGAAUGCCACACAGCAGUCGAUGCCAAUGCAGCAGAAUUUAUCGCAAUCUGGCCAAGGCCAACAGAUGACGAACGGCCAGAUGGGCAAUAACCAAAACAUGCGGGCUUCCUUAAAUCUACAACAGCAACUUGCUGCUGGCAUGGGUGGCUCCCAGCCACAACCCAAUCAGAUGCUGCAGGGACAGCCAAUGUCUGCCCAACAACGGCAGCAACAGCAACAGCAACAGCGCCAGCAAGAGUUUUACAAGUUGCAACUUCCUCGUGGAGGCAUGGACAUGUCGCCUGACCAAAUCAAGGAGAUGGAUCGCUUGCACUUCCCGCCGACGAUAUUAAGUAGCAAUCCGAACAUGGUCUCUCCGGUUCCUAAACAUAUCAAAACCUGGGGCCAGCUGAAGCAAUGGGCAGCGGCGAACCAGCAGGUUCUUGGAGGCAUGGAUCUACAAAAAUUGAUGACUUUACAGAAGUUCCACCUAGCCCAAAUACUGUCUCAAGGCAAGGAAAACGCUCGGAAUCCAGAUCAGAGUGGCCAAGGACCAUGGAUGCCAGCCCCUUUCCAAGGACAGCAACAGCCGUUUAUGAAUCAGCAACUAUUCCAAGCUGGUCAGCAACAAGCACCGAUGAACAUGCCCCCUAUGCGACCAGUUACUGCACAAGAUAUUCAGUUUGCUCGUCAGCGAUUUGGUGCCACCUUGCAAAAUCUCAGUGAUGAUCAGAUCCGGGAGGUCAUGCAUAAAAGCAGACAGAAAAACUUCAUUCAUCUUGCCCAAAAUCGUGCGGCGGCAGCUCUUGCAAAUCCGCAAGGCCAACAAAACCAACCAACUCACCAACCUGCGGUCACCACCCCUAAUGUGAAAUCAGAGCCGCAGGCGCAGCAACCCGCGACGCAACCCGGCCAACAGAAUCAGGCAACAAAGGCUCCGGCGGCAGCAUCUGGAAAGGGCGCAAAGGGGGUUGCUGCCAAACCACCUGCGAAGAGGAAGCUACAAAACGAGGAGCCGUCGGAAACCCAGAAUAACGUGGCACAGGCCCAACCGGCAGCCCCCCGAGGCCCACAGGCUCCACAGCCCUCCAGACCAAAUUUUCCAUUCACUCGGGAGCAGCUGGCAGCGAUGACACCCCAGCAACGCGCACAACUAGAGGCCCAAGUACGGAGACAGCAAGGCCAGGCUCGUCCCCCCAUUACCAGGGCAGCUGCGGAAGAAGCAUGGAACAAUCUACCGGAAAAGAUCCGGCAAGUGUACAAUGACACGGCGAGACAGGCACCCCCUGCAGAUCCUGUCACAGUCACACCGGAACAGAAGGCCACAAUGACCCAACAGCUUCGUGAAUCCACAGAUAUGCUGGGAAGGAUGGAUGCGUUAGUUCAGUGGUUUGCGAAGAUCCCCGGCCAGGAGAAGAAUGUGCGAAGCUUGCUCGCGAUGCGCAUACAACUAAUGAGGCAAUUCAAGCCAGGGAAUGAGUGGGCCCUUAAUGACCAUCUUACUAUCCGCCCCGAGUAUCUUACCAUGACUAUCAACUAUGUGAAGAAACUCUUCCACGCCAUGAUUACGCAUGUGAGCCAGCACCAGCGACCUGGUGCCUCGCAGAGUCCUUCGAAUGGGCAAGCGGCGACUCAAAACAAUAUGCCCCCUCUAAACGCGAACAAUCUACAACAACUCCAACAGGAACAGGAGGCUCUACAACGGGCGCGAAGAGCUUCGAGUCAGACUGCUGCUUCGACCACUCCUGCAGUUCCGCCCGCACCGUUUGGAGCUCCAUCUCCUCAGGGUGUCCCUCAUGCAUAUGGCCCUGCCAACAUGCACCCAGACCAAUUAAAGCUACCUCAGCCGAAGAGGAGAAAGCAAUCUCAUGCUGGUGCCACACCGACAGCUAUUGGGGUCGCUGGCUCCAAGACCCCAGCGACCAAACCGGGCGCCGCCGAUGCUGCCAAGUCGGCUGGCGCAGCCUUACAUGGUGCGUUCAAAUGUAGUGUGCCUGAAUGCCAGUAUCAUUACCACGGCUUCCCAAGCCAGAACGCCCUGGACAAGCAUGUUGAGGAGAACCACAAGGUUGAGGAGUCCAUUGAGGAUCCCCUCGAGUUUGCCCUGGAGAGUUUCCGAAACAGCCUUGUUAAAACGGAAGACAACCCGGACGCUCUGGGAGGGAGAAAGGGAACUGCAAUGGAGGCUCCCCAGCCGCCGAAGCCUGAGGGAGCUACUCCUAUCACAGCGGGCACGACUCCGAUGGGAAGAGGGCCCAGCCAAUUUGGGCCUAAGCCUAUUUCUCCCGCUUCGAACCAGCUGUCCACCCCUCAAGCCCCUUCUGCAACUAAAACAUCUAUGUCGACAGCCAAAUCAACCCAAGGUAAGGACGAGAAGAAGGAACCUGGGAGACCAGCGGAGCAACAGCCGGUUAGUGAAGCGCCUGAUCCCUGGGCAACGAGCUCCAUUUCUCUCGAAACGAUCCACGAUACGUUCACGUUUGGUGAUGAUGGCGGGCUAGGGUUUGGCGCCAUGGAUGAAUUCCUCAAUGCCGACAUGUUCGCCAACACACAAUCGAAAGAUACUCCGGAUUCGGUGGAGACGGCGGUGGUCACGCAAACACCCAAGGACUGCGACAUGCCGACGACUGGUGACAUCAAUGGCAAAACGGGCGAUAUGUCAGACAACAAUUGGAUCCCGGUCGAUUGGCUUAAUCUCCCGGGCCGAUUUGAGGACGGGAUGCUAAUGGAUGACACCUGGGAGGACGUCAACUGGGACACAUUCGAUCGCAAGGAUGCAUCUCUGAGUGUGGAUGAUAGUGGGAUUGCGAUUUGUGCCAUGUAA
This is a messenger RNA of Aspergillus tanneri, 4530 nucleotides long. RefSeq lists its product as uncharacterized. The transcript is spliced from 4 exons. Gene Ontology annotation, biological process: regulation of transcription by RNA polymerase II. The coding region runs from base 1 to 4530 and encodes 1509 amino acids. Gene Ontology annotation, molecular function: transcription coregulator activity. The record is from RefSeq and is a predicted model, not a curated record. NCBI's taxonomy places the organism in Eukaryota, Fungi, Ascomycota, Eurotiomycetes, Eurotiales, Aspergillaceae. Gene Ontology annotation, cellular component: mediator complex.